AACGACCAAAUUAAACCCUUUUUUCGCAAGGCAAACCCCCCUUCCCUUCCGGCGAUGGCAUCGACGUCGGCGGCGGCGGCCGCCGCGGAGUGGAAGGUGGCGGAGCGGAAGGUGCUGGUGGCGCGGAAGCCCUGCUUCGGGCUCCCCACCGCCUGCCCCACCAGCCUCCCCGUGCUCCUCUACCUCCGGAUGGCGCAGGUCCCCUUCGACAUCCACGUCGACACCUCCUUCCCCGACGCCGAUCACAUACCAUAUGUCGAAUUUGGUGAUUGCGUGGCGUUCAACAAUGAGAAAGGGGGUGUGAUUGAGUAUCUGAAGGAGGAGAAAAUUUUGGACUUGAACUCAAAGCACCCAAGUGUUUCUCCCGCCGAUGUGCUGUCCACGAAGGCCAUGGUUUCGACCUGGCUCGCGGACGCUUUGCAGUAUGAACUCUGGGUGGUUACUGAUGGAAGCAUCGCGCAUGAUAUCUACUUCUCUGAUCUCCCCUGGCCCAUCGGAAAGAUACUCCAUUGGAAGAAAACUAGAGAUGUGAAGCAUCUACUGGAUAUAACGAAGCUUAAUGCUGCAGAAAAAGAGGAGGAGAUAUACCAGAAGGCAAGUGCUGCAUAUGACGCAUUGUCUUUGAGAUUAGGGGAUCAAGUCUUUCUAUUUGAUAAUAGCCCUACAGAUGUUGAUGCUCUUUUCCUUGGACAUGCUCUUUUUGUGCUCAAUGCAUUGCCUGAUACAUCUGUGCUGAGGGGCACUUUGCAGAAGCAUGAAAACUUGGUGAACUUUGUAGAGCACCACAAGAUCCAAUUGCUGGAAGAAUCAUCAUCAUCAGGGUUAGGAUCAUCACCCAGUCCAUCAUCAUCAUCCACCCCCAGGAAAAGAGCAUCUGCUGGCCAAAGUUAUAAGCCGAAACCCAGAGCCAAGAAGGAACGGACCGAGGAGGAAAAGAAAUUCAGGCAAAGAUCAAAGUACUUCCUGGCCGCACAGCUUGUUGGAGUCCUUGUGUUCCUAUCACUGAUGGGCGGGGCUGAUAGUUCGGAGCUAGACGACGAUGACGGCUUAGAUUAUGAAGAAUAGAUCCUCCCAAUGUUGUACUACAUGAUUCGUUUCAAGCCCAGCCUACAGUACAACCUUGUUGGGUGCUGUGAAAAUUUGUUCCCACCGUCAAUGAGAUGUGGUGCACUUGAUACUGUAGCUAGGAAUACACCGAGUUUGUUAGCCUUGGUCAGCUUCAUAAUCUGGGCGCACACGUGUCCCUCUUCUUCUUCUUCUUCUUCUUCUUUGGCUUCAGUGAAUCCAACUGUAAGCAGAUUCGAAUUUUGGAGCUUUGGAGAUGCUUCUUUGACACAUGUCGAAUCUGUUGGUCUGAACUUCUGUCCAGUCAAUAUUACAGGUUUGCAAAAUAAGCCCUUGUUUACUUC
Setaria italica (foxtail millet) is the source of this 1409-nucleotide messenger RNA. Its product is annotated as mitochondrial outer membrane import complex protein METAXIN. Gene Ontology annotation, cellular component: SAM complex. Gene Ontology annotation, biological process: mitochondrion organization. The transcript is spliced from 6 exons. Bases 55 to 1065 code for a protein of 336 amino acids. The record is from RefSeq and is a predicted model, not a curated record. Lineage: Eukaryota; Viridiplantae; Streptophyta; Magnoliopsida; Poales; Poaceae.